Theileria annulata is the source of this 1134-nucleotide messenger RNA. RefSeq lists its product as uncharacterized. The record is from RefSeq and is a predicted model, not a curated record. Lineage: Eukaryota; Apicomplexa; Aconoidasida; Piroplasmida; Theileriidae. The transcript has 5 exons. Bases 1 to 1134 code for a protein of 377 amino acids.
AUGUUAUUAAAUAAUAAAAUAAUAAAUAAUUUAAAUUUCUAUAAUAAAAUAAUAAAUUAUUUUAAUUUAUAUAAUAAAAAUUUUAUUAUAAAACAUAUUAAAUUUAUAUCAUAUAAUUCCGAUACGGUGACUGGUCCAACAGAUAAUACUAAGGGAAAAAGAGCUAAUGGCAUUACUGGAAAGGGAGCUAAUUCUACAGCUAUGGAGUGUACUCCUGAGGAAACCCCUUUCGGGGUUGGUGGAAGGGGAGUUAAGGGUAUGGAAUGUAAUACUAAGGAAAUUGGUACAGUUGGAGCAAGCACCGUAACGGAGGAAAAAAAUGAUAGAAAUAAAUUAUAUUUAUGGCAAUUAAAAAUAAUUUGUAUAAUAAUAUUAAUUUUUGGUUCUUCUUAUUUUAUAUAUACAUUCAUUAAUAAUGAUAUGGAUAUUAAGAAGACUUGUAUAAAAUUAAGUAUGAAUUGGGAUUCAUUAUUUUAUAAUAUUUCAUCAGAAAAAUUUAAAGCAUUUCUUAAUUCACGUUUUUAUAAUUCUUUAUCUAAUGAACUUAAUUAUCAAAUUUCUCUUUAUUUUUUCAAUAUCGAUAUUAAUAAAGAGAAUGGAUUUAGAAAAUCUGAUGCAAUAUAUUUUUUAACAGAAAUUGGUAUUGAUAAUAAUAAUAAAAUUAUACAAAAAUUCAUCUCAAAUAAUUCUAAUUCCAAUGAGAAUAAAUUAUUAAAUGGUUGUACAUUAAAUGAAUUUGGUAAUUUAAUAGAAUCAUUAAUACUUGAACAAAAAUUAAAAUCAAAUGAACAAUUUGAAACAAAUUUAUUACAAAAAUUAAUUAAUCUUAAUCAAAAUAUGAAAAUAGAUGAAGGAAUAAAAGAAAUUGGUAAUACAUUAAUAAUAGAAUCAGUAAAAGAAAUGUAUAAUGAAGUAAAGAAAUAUAUGAAAGAAAAUGAAGAAGAAUAUGAAGAAUUAGAAAGUGAAUUGGAACGUAAUAAGAAAUUAAAAAUGAAAUUGGAACAAUUAUCAAAAUCAAGACGUUUAAAUGAUCAAGAAAAACGUCAUUUAACAAAUAUAAAUAGAGAAAUUGUCAUGUUAAAUAAUGAAUUAAAUAAACUCAAAUACCUCAAAAAAAAAUUAUUAUUAAUCUAA